This is a messenger RNA of Brassica napus (rape), 3218 nucleotides long. Its product is annotated as bromodomain-containing protein DDB_G0280777-like. The record is from RefSeq and is a predicted model, not a curated record. Lineage: Eukaryota; Viridiplantae; Streptophyta; Magnoliopsida; Brassicales; Brassicaceae. The transcript is spliced from 5 exons. The coding region runs from base 1982 to 2833 and encodes 283 amino acids.
AAAUUUUGAAUAAUUUAGAUAAUUUAAAUAUUGUAGAUAAAAUGUAUUAUGGUAAUUUGUUUUUUUUUUGGUAUUUUGGUUUGUAUGUAGUAUUUUAAAAUUAUUUGAUUAAUUUAAAUGUAACAAUGACUGUUAAUAUUUACAAGUAUAUAAAGUAUAAACUAUAUUAUAUGAAUUAUUCAGUUUUGAUUUUUUUGGUUUUAGAGAUAUAAGUGGCUCGGGUAAUUCAUGAACCGAUAAGAAACAUUAUGCUUACUAAUCGUAGAGGUCCAAUAAAAAGUGUUCUUAGAACAUAUCAUUAUCCCUGUCUCUUAGAUAGGUUUUUUUAGUCUAAUUGGGAUUUAAAAAAAAAAGAAAAAAUGUAAUAACUAAGUCUGAGCGUUUUUAACUCAACCCGAAGUACCUACCUAGACCCGAAUCGGAAAAACCGAAUCCGAAUCCGAACUGUUAUACAAAAUAUCCAAACGGGACUUAUGAGCUUAGUACUUUGGUGUUUGGUUAAAAUCCGAACCGAACCGACAUCCGAACUAGGAUCCGAAGAUAUCCGAAAUUAGUUAAAUAUGUUAAUUUUUUUAUAUAUUUUAAGAUGAUUUAGAUAUUUUAGGAUAUUCAAAAUAUUUUUUUAGUUUGUUUUAAUUGUUAUUUUGAAUACUUUUCAGUUAAUUUAGAUAGUUUAACUAAUUUUUAAUUAGAUUUGUAAAUAAUUUAUAUAUUUUGAAAAAAAAUUAUCAAUUUUUAAGGUUUAAAAAAUAUAUUUUUGGACGAUUUUAAACAUUGGUUACAUCCAAUCCGAACCGAACCCGGAAGGAACCGAACUGAAACCGAUCCGAUAAUUAGUAAAACCCGAAUAGUACUUUUGAACAUAACACCGAAAAUCCAAAAAUCCGAAUUAACCGGACCGAUGCCGAACGGUCCACCGAACGUCGAGGCCUAGUAAUAACUAUAGAAGAUGUUUCUUAAUUAAGCAAUGGAAGAGACGUCUCUUCUCUUCCUCUCUUGGCCUGUCCUUAGUUUCUUCCUUUUUAAUCGGGUAUGUAUGAUCCGCGCGACGAUUCUUUGUUCUUUGCUCUUUUAUUGGUGUAGUUUACGAGCAAUUCUCUAGCCCAAGUUGUGUUAUUUAGUGUAUGCACGUAAGCUGUUCGACGAUUUGCCUGUGGGAGUAUAUGUUGAUUAAAGUUUUGUCACAGAGAUUUAUAGUGGAUUUAGCUUAGAAAGAUCUUACCCUGUAAGAAGGGUUUGGUGAAAGGGGAAGAACUUUGUGAAGAAAGUAGAACUUGUUGCAUACAACUAGUGAAACGCAAGUGUUACUAAGAUUUGACAAGAGCUUACGUAUGUUCAAAAAACAAACAAGAGCUUACUUAUGAUUUUUUUUUCCCUUACUAAUGUAAGCAGGAAGUUUGGUGGUGGUGGUGAUACUCUAGUUGCAAUGACAAAGAAGAAAACACCACAGAUUCUCAAGAUAGAUACGGCACUAAAACUUGCUGAGAAGUGGGUUGCCAACAUGUUGACGCCUGCAGAGGAUGAUCCUAUUGAGGCUCAACAAGAAGCUCGACCACUCAGGUGAAGCAAUAUUUUAUUCUCUUACAUGUUGGUUUUGCAUUUCGUUUGCAAAUACAAAGUUGAAUAGAAGUAUUGUUUAACAUAAAUUUGUAUUUUUAAUAUGGGCUUGAGAACCUAGGAAGCUUGAAGCAGCAAUAUGAGCUUACAGAGGCUACAAACAGAGUGGAGGUCAUUUGGGGCCAAGGAUGAGAUAUUCUGCUUGUUUCAAGGCUCACUUGACAACCUAGGAAGCUUGAAGCAGCAAUAUGGGCUUGCCAAGAAUGCAAACGAGGCGAUUUCGCUUACAAGACUCUCCGUGACAGAGCUCCUUACCCGGCUAACCACGUUGUGUCACACCUAAGUGGCGAUUUCGCUUUUGUGGUCUUUGAUAAAUCAACCUCCACUCUGUUUGUAGCCUCUAAACUUCUCCUUAUCUCUGGCCAUGGCUACUGCUCCAACUGAUAAAGACGAAGUGCAGAGAGAGGAGGUUGAUCCCGCCAAAAUAACCGAAGAAGUCAAUGAAGAAGCUAUCGAGAGCUCUCUUAAUCAGAAUCGUCAAGAAGACUCGAUCGCGAUUCGUAGGAGUGGUGAAACGAUGGGACGUGGCUCAACAUCGUCUGCAAGUCAACAGAACCGUGGUCUUGUUCCUUCUGGCGCUCAAAUGUCUCAACAGAUGAUGAUGCCUCGUCCAUAUCAGCAGGAGCGACCAGUUGCACAUUUUCAAAUGCCUCGUCCAUAUCAGCAGGAGGGAUCAGUUGCUCCUUUUCAAAUGUCUCAACAGAUGAUGAUGUCGCAUCUUAGACCAAGUGUGCCUCCAUAUCAGCAGGAGCGACCAGUUGCACCUGUUCAGAAUGAGUUUACUCAGCCUUUUGGUAUGCAAAGGGGAAAGCGAAAAUUGUAUGAGGCAGGUGAGAGCUCCUCCUCUAGGAAAAGGCAAAACCAGCAGCAUCUAUGGCAAAUUGAAGCUCCUAGGGAUUCAGAGGGGUAUCAAGAGUACUUGGAGCGUCUAGGAGGAUCAUCAGGUGGAUCACUUGGGGCUUUUAGUGCUAGGCAUCCCUUGAACCAGCGAAGGCAAAAUCAGCCGCCAUGGAUGAACUACACCAACCAGCCGCAGCAACAAGCAGUGAGGCCAGUGAUGAACUACAACCAGCCGCAGCAACAAGCAGCGAGGCCAUGGAUGAACUACACCAACCAGCCGCAGCAACAAGCAGUGAGGCCAUGGAUUAACUACAACAACCAGCCGCAGCAACAAGGAGUGAGGAACUACAACAACCAGCCUCCAUGGAUGAACUAAAACUACCAGCCGCAGCAACAACGAGUGAGGCCAGUGAUCAACUACAACUACCACCAUCAGCCCCAGCAAUUCAACCAACGCUUUGGGUUCCCCGUGAAUAUGAUUCAACACCACCAAGCUUCUCCCAGUGCAGCAGUACCACCACGGCCUGAGCAGAAUCAGCAACUUCAGCCUCAAACACAACAGCCAAGGCAGUUUCAGGGGUCUAGCGCUGAUGAACCAUCGUCUUCAGGCCAAGGUCAAGGCUAGAGCAGACGAGGUUAGGUAAAAAGUAAAGGACGAUUUUCUUUCAAAAAAUAGACUUCAGAUUGAUUUUGAUAAUUGUAAAUGAAAUAGAAAUAUUGCUUACUUUUUUAGUCAAAGAUCUGUGUAGAAAACUUUUCAA